AUGUUUCUCCGCACCGAAACAAGCGGCUAUGUUGACCUGAUUAUCCAGAACCUGCGGGAAAUCGCAGAUCUCGGUGCCCCUCUUGGAAUCAGAUUCACUUACGAGGCGUUAUCAUGGGGAACACACGUGGAUACAUGGGAAAAGUGCUGUGAUAUUGUGACGAGGGUCGAUCGCCCCAAUUUUGGAAUAUGCCUCGACGCCUUCAACCUGGCCGGGCGGGUUUCUGCGGAUCCAGGAGCGGGAUCAGGGAUGGCUGUGGACGCCCUGGCUGCAAUGAAGACAUCGCUGGAGAGACUGGGUUCUACAAUAAACAUCCAGAAGCUUUUCUGGGUGCAGGUGGUGGAUGCAGAGAAGAUGGAUCAUCCGUUGGAGCCUAAUUCCCCGUACUAUGUUGCCGGUCAGCCUUCUCGCAUGAGCUGUUCUCGAAAUUGCAGACUGUUCUACGGGAAAGAAGAUUGA
Molecule: messenger RNA, 459 nt
Organism: Aspergillus tanneri
Lineage: Eukaryota; Fungi; Ascomycota; Eurotiomycetes; Eurotiales; Aspergillaceae
Product: sugar phosphate isomerase/epimerase family protein
Exons: 1
Coding region: 1-459 (152 amino acids)
Source: RefSeq, a predicted model, not a curated record